CCCUAUCUUUGCACUUCAGACGGAAGCCACUUCCCCGGCAUGAGGUUGAGCACAUAGGGGGUCUAAACACCACCCUCAACCCCAUCUUCAAGAUGGGACGGAAUCACGAUGACGGGGAUCAGGUCCAGCACAUAUUGCACUAGUCCUUCCCAUUUCUCUGGGUCACAAAGGUGAAACCCUUUUCACAAACUCUGCUUCCCACCAGAUCCAACUCGCCGGCCAAAUCACAAUCCGCCUGAGCCGCUGCAACGCACGCCCCAGACUCAUCGCGACAAUGGGCUGUCUCCUCUCCCGGCCUAAGAAGCAUAAAUCCAAGGCCUCUGGACAGACAAUGCGGGACUCCGAGGCCCUGCGACGCCGAAUCUCCCUCAACAAGGAAACCCUCGACAGGGUGCUACAGCGGCUCGGGCACCCGACCACGCAGCAGGCCACCCGGAAGUCCACCCACCCCGAACAGCAAGCCCAGCAGACCCGAGCCCCGUCCCCCACAGCGACCCCGUUACCGACAGGGACCCCGUUUCCGACAACGACCCCGACCUGGGGACCAACUCCAUCGAGCCCAUUCCACACAAGCACAAGCACACACCAAGAAGCAGCAACACCCACCACCCCCCAGGCCCCAGCCAAAGCCAUCGACACCAACAAGCCCCUCCCACCCAUCCCCCCAACUCCCACAACCCCCCCAACCCCAUCAACAAACCCGACUCCCACUCGGACACCCACACCCACAACCCCAACCCCUACUCGACUCCAAUCCCAGCAGCAGCAGCAGCAGCAGCAGCAGCAACGCGCCCACAUCGAGCAGCACCGCCAACACACCCUGCGCAUCCUCGAGUCGCGGGGCGCGCCUAGGCCGGCUCGCCUGCAUCGUAAGCGCGUGCCUAGCAUCAUCCUGCGGCGGCGGAUCGAGAGGGGCGCGAGGGGCGCGAGGGCGCUGGGGCGGGUGGAUGGGAUGCGGAUGGGGGUGGAUGGGAUGCGGAUGCCCGGGGGGGUGGUCAGGGGGGAUGGAGAUGGGGAUGCGGAUGGGGGGGAGGGGUGGGGAUGA
Molecule: messenger RNA, 1045 nt
Organism: Chaetomium fimeti
Lineage: Eukaryota; Fungi; Ascomycota; Sordariomycetes; Sordariales; Chaetomiaceae
Exons: 1
Coding region: 275-1045 (256 amino acids)
Source: RefSeq, a predicted model, not a curated record